UGCGGUAUCAUGAUGUCUCUAUUACAGUGUGUCGCGACCAAGUAUGGUCUUGGUAGUCACGACUGGGAAACCUCAUCGUCCGAACACGUCGCAUUCUACAAGCUCUACAUAUCAAUCUUCGUCUUUUACUUGGCCUGCAACAUGUUCGUCAAGUUCGCUCUUCUCUUCUUCUACCGCCACACAACAUACGAGCGUUGGCAUCACUGGACCAUCUGGUUCAUGGAGUUCAUUGCUUUUGCCUUUGGCGUCAGCAGCAUCCUGGUCAUGAUCUUCCAAUGUGUCCCAAUCGCACACCUCUGGGACCCAAAUACCCCCGGAACUUGUAUCAACAUCAAGGCCUUCUUCUACUCUAACUCGAUCAUCAUGAUCGUGAACGACAUCAUUCUUUAUGUUUUGCCCAUCAUCUUUACAUGGAAACUUCAACUUCGCCUCACCCAAAGAAUUGUUCUCAACCUCCUUUUCGCAUUGGGUGCAGUUGUCGUCGCUGCCAGUUUUAUCCGCCUAUAUGUCGUUUACCGAUACGACCAAGACGGUGACCUUUCAUGGAACAUCGCCUCUUGCCUCAUCUGGUCCUCUGUCGAGAACCACCUCGCCGUCUUCAUUGCAUGUUCACCCUCCAUUAAGGCCGUC
Molecule: messenger RNA, 630 nt
Organism: Aureobasidium melanogenum CBS 110374
Lineage: Eukaryota; Fungi; Ascomycota; Dothideomycetes; Dothideales; Saccotheciaceae
Exons: 3
Source: RefSeq, a predicted model, not a curated record